Molecule: messenger RNA, 1963 nt
Organism: Pogoniulus pusillus (Red-fronted tinkerbird)
Lineage: Eukaryota; Metazoa; Chordata; Aves; Piciformes; Lybiidae
Gene: SMAD7
Product: SMAD family member 7
Exons: 6
Coding region: 626-1816 (396 amino acids)
Biological process (GO): transforming growth factor beta receptor signaling pathway; anatomical structure morphogenesis; cell differentiation
Cellular component (GO): heteromeric SMAD protein complex
Molecular function (GO): transcription regulator inhibitor activity; I-SMAD binding
Source: RefSeq, a predicted model, not a curated record
GAAGAGGGGGAGGAAAGAAAAAAAAAAGAAAAAAAAAAAUCAACCCCAAACAACCAACCCAAGGAAGGAGGAGGAGGAGGAGGAGGGGAAGGAAGGAGGAGGAAAGGGGGAAAAAAAGGCUCAGAGGCAAAGGCGCCGGCAGCACGGAGAGGGUCGGCGGCGGGCAGCCCCCGCGCCAAUAAGCCUGAUUAGGACUCGGCGUGUGUGGAUUAAAACCUUUGGGAAGAAGGAGGGAAGGAAAAAAAAAACCCAAACCGACCUGAACAACCCCGAACCCCCGCAUCAGGACGGUCCUCGGCUUUUGAAAAAGGGAUACAACACUUCUGGAUGCGCCUGGGCUCUUCUAUUGUGACAGAUGCUGAAACCCAUUCCGACGGCCGAAUCAUAGGCGGGCACAGGCGCGGGCCGGCGCAGCCCCCCGCGGGAGGCAGCGGGACCCGCGGCCCCAGCGCGGAGACUGGCGCAUGCCACAGCCCGCCUCGGCCCCGCCGCCGCCGCCUUCCCCCCGCCGCCCGCCGCCUGCCGCUGCCCGCCGCUGCCGCCGCCGCGUCUCGGCUCCCGGCCCCUUCAUGCGCGGCGGACGACAUGCCCGUUUUGUAGCCGGGAGCCCCUCCUCUCGUCCCGCAUGUUCAGGACCAAACGCUCGGUGCUCGUUCGGCGGCUUUGGCGGAGCCGUGCGCCCGGCGGCGAGGAAGAGGAGGAGGAGGCGGCGGCGGGAGGGGGUGAACCCGGAGCGGCGGCGGCGGCGGCCGAGGCCCGGGCGCAUGUUUGCGGCGGGGGACGUGGGUGCUGCCCCGGUAAAACGGGCCGCGGUGGCCGGGCUUCCGCGGGCGCGGAGGCGGAACUGAAGGCGCUCACCCACGCUGUGCUGAAGCGGUUGAAGGAGCGGCAGCUGGAGGGCUUGCUGCACGCCGUGGAGUCCCGCGGCGGGGCUCGGACCCCCUGCCUGCUGCUACCCGCCAAGGCCGACUCCCGCUUGGGUCAACACUGGUACCCGUUGCCGGUGUUGCUGUGCAAGGUAUUCCGCUGGCCCGAUCUCCGCCACUGCUCCGAAGUGAAGCGGUUAUGUUGCUGUGAAUCCUACGGCAAGGCUCACCCCGAGCUGGUCUGCUGCAACCCGCACCACCUCAGCCGGCUCUGCGAGCUCGAGUCUCCCCCUCCACCCUACUCCAGAUAUCCGAUGGAUUUUCUCAAACCAACUGCAGAUUGUCCAGACUCUGUGCCUUCCUCCACUGAAACAGGGGGAACUAAUUAUCUAGCCCCUGGGGGGCUUUCAGAUUCCCAAGUUCUUCAGGAGCCGGGGGAUCGGUCACACUGGUGCGUGGUGGCAUACUGGGAAGAGAAGACGCGCGUGGGUCGUCUGUAUUCUGUCCAAGAGCCCUCCCUGGAUAUCUUCUAUGAUCUACCUCAGGGGAAUGGUUUCUGCCUCGGACAGCUCAACUCUGACAACAAAAGCCAGCUGGUGCAGAAGGUGCGCAGCAAGAUUGGCUAUGGCAUCCAGCUCACCAAGGAAGUGGACGGCGUGUGGGUGUACAACCGCAGCAGUUACCCCAUCUUCAUCAAGUCGGCCACACUGGACAACCCCGACUCCAGGACGCUGCUGGUCCACAAAGUGUUCCCAGGCUUCUCCAUCAAGGCUUUUGACUACGAGAAGGCAUACAGCUUGCAGAGACCCAACGACCACGAGUUCAUGCAGCAGCCGUGGACCGGAUUUACUGUUCAGAUCAGCUUUGUGAAAGGCUGGGGCCAGUGCUACACGAGACAGUUCAUCAGCAGCUGCCCGUGCUGGUUGGAGGUUAUUUUUAAUAACCGAUGACUCGAGGCGGCGUGGACUCAUGACAUUUAUGUACUACUUUGCUGCUAUUAUUUCCUUCUGAGUGCUUUGCUUUUUCAUGCAAUCUCUUUUUUUUUUCCUUUUUUUUCUUUCCUUCCACCUCUUUUUUCCUCCUUUUUUUUCCACCUC